CUUUGUUUUUGCGGAACUAGCUCGGGGACACAUAUCAAGGGGGCACACGGGGAAGCAGAAGCUAGCUAGUGUUGGAAAUGUUUGUAUAGUAAUGAAACCUAAGCUACAUUGACAUAUGUGGCAAAAUUAUUGUUUUUUUUAAACAUAAGACUUCGGAUGUAACAGAUUAUAAAUGCUAUUUUUGACUGCCCUCUUUUAAAAGUAGCUAACUCUGAUAUACAACUGAAAAGAAGGAGACGGUGACGUGAGAGUAAUGUCGGCCAAAACAAUGGCAAGUAAAAGCAAAGACAGCGGGGAAGUCAUUAAAAACUGCCACAAGCAGGCCUUCGAGUAUGUAUCAAAGGCAUUGAGGAUCGACGAAGAUGAUGCAGGAGCAAAAGAGGAGGCUGUACAGUGGUACAAGAGGGGGAUUUCUGAGCUUGAAAGGGGUAUUGCAGUAGAGAUCACGGUACAAGGAGAGCAAUAUGACAGAUCAAAGAGACUUCAAGAUAAAAUGGUCACCAAUCUCAACAUGGCAAACGAUCGGCUCGCUCUCUUAGAGGCAACAAUGGCAUCUAAAAGGAGGAGUGAUCCACAGAAGACCUCAAAUCAUGCUCUUCCACAACCAAAGCCUGUGCCUAAAAGCCAGCCUGCAGUGCGAGGCAACAUCAGGCCCUCCACUGUUGUUCGACCCCCAUCCAGACCCACUGAUUCAAAGGUGACUCCACGAGUGGGAAAAACUCUAAAUGGAAAAUCUACAGCUGUAAAACAGCCCCCAAAGAGGGAUAUGAAAAACUUCAAGAAUGUGGACAGCAAACUGGCCAACCUGAUCAUGAAUGAAAUUAUUGACAGUGGAGCAGCUGUAUCCUUUGAAGACAUUGCGGGUCAGGACCUGGCCAAGCAAGCACUCCAGGAGAUUGUCAUCCUCCCUGCCUUAAGACCAGAGCUCUUUACUGGCCUGAGAUCGCCGGCGCGUGGUUUGCUUUUAUUUGGCCCGCCUGGAAAUGGGAAAACCAUGCUGGCCAAAGCAGUGGCAGCAGAGUCAAAAGCCACAUUCUUCAACAUCAGCGCUGCCAGUCUGACCUCUAAAUAUGUGGGAGAGGGCGAGAAGCUUGUACGAGCACUGUUUGCAGUUGCCAGAGAAUUGCAGCCGUCUGUCAUCUUUAUCGAUGAAAUUGACAGCUUGCUCUGUGAAAGGAGGGAGGGAGAACACGAAGCCUCUCGUCGAUUAAAAACCGAGUUCCUCAUUGAGUUUGAUGGGGUAAGAGCGGCCGCUGCAAUUCACGGAGGGGACGACAGGGUGCUCGUAAUGGGAGCGACCAACAGGCCUCAAGAACUCGAUGAAGCAGUACUGAGACGCUUCGCAAAAAGGAUUUAUGUGGCAUUGCCGGAUGUGGAGACAAGAUUGAUGCUGAUGAAAAACCUUUUGGGAAAGCAUGGGAAUCCACUGAGCAAAACUGAGCUGUCAUAUCUAGCAAAAGCGAGUGCAGGAUAUUCAGGAAGUGAUCUCACGUCAUUAGCCAAAGAUGCUGCGCUCGGGCCGAUUAGAGAGUUGGGGCCAGACCAAGUCCGAAGUGUGGCCGCUAGUGAGAUGCGUAACAUCAAGAUUAAAGACUUUGAGGAUUCCCUGAAGCGCGUUAAGCCCAGUGUUAGCCCAGGGACUCUCAAUAUGUAUACCAAAUGGAACAAAGAUUUUGGAGACACAACAGCUCUUUGAACUUGAUUCUGAGUUUCCACUUGAAAAAGAACUGUUAAUAAAAUAACAGUUGAGUCCUCUACGGGUAUAAUACGUCAUAAAUGAACUUAAAAACUUGGAGCACUUUUGUAGGUUUGGUAAAUCUAUAAUGUAUAAAUAUUACAACAUUUGGAAACAUUUCCUGUUUUAUGGGAAGGGUUUGCUUGCAAGUUUUUUAAAGAGUUUCUUUACUGUAUAAUUACACUCCUAAAACACUGUCUUGCUAGUACUUGAAAUUUCAUAAUUUAUUCUUAAGAAUCCCCUGCAAAUACAAAUUAUCUUUCUCUUGCCUCAAGAGGGCAGCAAGUUUCUGUAAAUCCUGACAUCCACAUCCAUUAGUUACCCGAUGUGUUGACAUGUUGAUGGUAUUGAUCACCAAGUGCUCUAUGUACGAGUGCAAGAGUGAUAACAGUUGGGGAGAAGAUUCACCAAAUGGGUGCAUUUGUAUUAUAUAAAAGGUUUUUUCCAUUUGCACUUAUAAUUUGUAGAUACAAAAACAAAUUGAUUGUAUUUGAAAGUAGGAGACCUAAUGAAUCAGAAAGUUAUGACAGUUAAAAACGAUUUAAUUAAGCAGGACUUUAAUGGCUUCCUACUUUCCUCUUGCAUCAAUAAAUACAUUCAUGAAAGUUUC
Cottoperca gobio is the source of this 2345-nucleotide messenger RNA. Its product is annotated as spastin-like. The record is from RefSeq and is a predicted model, not a curated record. Lineage: Eukaryota; Metazoa; Chordata; Actinopteri; Perciformes; Bovichtidae. The coding region runs from base 254 to 1696 and encodes 480 amino acids. Gene Ontology annotation, molecular function: ATP binding; ATP hydrolysis activity. Gene Ontology annotation, cellular component: microtubule cytoskeleton. The transcript is spliced from 16 exons.